Molecule: messenger RNA, 759 nt
Organism: Plasmodium gonderi
Lineage: Eukaryota; Apicomplexa; Aconoidasida; Haemosporida; Plasmodiidae
Exons: 1
Coding region: 1-759 (252 amino acids)
Biological process (GO): proteasome regulatory particle assembly
Molecular function (GO): protein-macromolecule adaptor activity
Source: RefSeq, a predicted model, not a curated record
AUGGUGGAAAUAAGACUGAAAACGAAAAGCUCGAGCUGUGAGUUUCACCUGAAUUUUAACGAAAUUAAACUCCCUGACGAUAUAAACAUUUUGAAGGAUCUGGAAAAAGAAGUUGAAAACUCCAUUUAUCAUUUAAAAAGAUCGAAUGAAGAGAUCAAGCAGUUCGACCCAGAAUGUACCGAUCAUGAUCUCUUCUUAGCAUUAAAUGAGAAUAAAUUUUCGUUAAGUAGAAAAGAGGAACGUCUCAAAUUAAUUAAGGCUAAGAUACAGGAUUUAGAACCCAUAUCGAUUGAUUCUGUGGGGGCAAAAAAUGUUAUCACUUCUCCAUUGCUCAGUAGAACGGGAGAAACGCAACAAAUGGGGAUUUCAGAUCUACCAAUUAGGCAUUUGAAUUUGAAUGAGAAGAACAAUGAGUUAGGAGAUGACAAUGAGUUAGGAGAUGACAAUGAGUUAGGAGAUGACAAUGAGUUAGGAGAUGACAAGGGGUUAGGAGAUGACAAGGGGUUAGGAGAUGACAAGGGGUUAGGAGAUGACAAGGGGUUAGGAGAUGACAAGGGGUUAGGAGAUGACAAGGGGUUAGGAGAUGACAAGGGGUUAGGAGAUGACAAGGGGUUAGGAGAUAACAAUGGGUUAGUAACUUGUCGCGUGAAUAGUGAGGACCACAUGGGUGCUCCGGUUUCAUAUGUUGCUGAUGCAGACAAUAAGGAGAAAUCAGGUUUCUCUUCAAGUUCAGUUGGGACAGGUGGUAUUUAUUUGUAA